Molecule: messenger RNA, 285 nt
Organism: Zygosaccharomyces rouxii
Lineage: Eukaryota; Fungi; Ascomycota; Saccharomycetes; Saccharomycetales; Saccharomycetaceae
Gene: QCR8
Product: ubiquinol--cytochrome-c reductase subunit 8
Exons: 1
Coding region: 1-285 (94 amino acids)
Biological process (GO): mitochondrial electron transport, ubiquinol to cytochrome c
Source: RefSeq, a predicted model, not a curated record
AUGGGUCCUCCAAGUGCAAAGACUUACAUGGGAUGGUGGGGUCACAUCGGCUCCCCAGCACAAAAGGGUAUUACUUCCUACUCCGUUUCACCAUACGCUCAAAAACCAUUGGCUGGUAUUUUCCAUGCAGCUUUUUACAACACUGCAAGAAGAGUGGGUGCUCAGGCCCUUUACGUCUUGAUCCCAAUGGGUAUCUACUGGACUUGGUGGGAAAACUGUAGAGAUUACAACGAAUACUUGUACACCAAGGCAGGUAGAGAAGAGCUCGAAAGAGUCAACGUUUAA